CAACGCAGAGAACCCAAGAUGGCCAGAUGUCUUGUUUUGGGACUGGCAGUGACAUGCAUCAUUGCACUGGUCACCAGCACACCUGCAGAUUUUGAUGAAAUGAUUAAAGUGACCACCAUCGUUUAUGGCCUAGCUAACUUCUCUGAUUAUGGCUGCCACUGUGGAGCCAACACUAAAGGAAGACCUGUGGAUACUAUUGAUUGGUGCUGCCAUGAACAGGCCUGCUGCCACAACGAGGCAGAAAUGAGAGCAUGCAACCCUGUGACUCAGACUUACCGCUUCUAUACUGAAGAGGAACAGAAGGUUAAAUGCAUGAAAGCUCGUGAUCGCUGUGAGAAGAUGGUCUGUGAAUGUGAUGAAAAAGCUGCAAAUUGUUUCCGGAAGGAGCUGGAAAAUUACAAUGUAAAUUUCCGAAACUUCUCAGCCCUUGGAGUGUGCAAAGGGGCAAGGCCUUUCUGUUAG
This is a messenger RNA of Staurois parvus, 462 nucleotides long. Lineage: Eukaryota; Metazoa; Chordata; Amphibia; Anura; Ranidae. The record is from the annotation of a GenBank genome assembly.